AUGAUUCCGGUUAUCCUAAUGAAUAUUCAUAUUAAUCGAAUUAAUAAUGGUGUGCAUUUCAAUGGUACUGUUAACUGGUUGGCUCUUCCCAAUUACAUUCAACCGGCUUAUGAAUAUGGUUGGAAGUCUAUUGCUAAUGCUCAGCAAUUUGUGAUUGUUUCACUUGAUCUUUCGACGGAGACAUACACAUGGAUUUUGCUACCUCGUGGUUUUGGCGAGGUGCCACGUUUUCAGCCAGCACUUCAUGUUCUUAUGGACUGUCUUUGCUUUUCGCAUGAUUUCAAGGGAACCGAAUCUGUUAUAUGGAAAAUGAAGGAUUUUGGAGUACAAGAGUCUUGGACUCAACUGUUUAGAAUUGAGUACUUGAAAAUCUAUCAUGACUUGAAUUUCUACAAAGGCAGUGAAUUUGGUACUCCAUUGUUGCCAUUGCACCUUUCUAAGAAUGGAGAUACAUUCAUAUUGGCAAAUUAUAAAGAUGACCGAGCAAUUAUCUAUAAUCAGAGAGAUAAUGGAGUAGAGAGAAUUAGAAUUUCUAACAAAUUGUGUUGGUUUUCUACCAUUAAUUAUGUUGAAAGCUUGAUCUCAACUCGUUGGAUAUAUGCAUCUUCGACUCCAAACACUCACUCUAUACAUGAAAGGUAG
Messenger RNA from Vicia faba (fava bean), 642 nucleotides. NCBI's taxonomy places the organism in Eukaryota, Viridiplantae, Streptophyta, Magnoliopsida, Fabales, Fabaceae. The record is from the annotation of a GenBank genome assembly.